GGAGGGGGGAAGCAGCGGCCAUGGAUGAUCAGGGCUGCCCGCGGUGCAAGACCACCAAGUACCGCAACCCCUCCCUGAAGCUGAUGGUGAAUGUCUGCGGGCACACGCUAUGUGAGAGCUGCGUGGAGCUGCUGUUCGUGAGAGGGGCCGGGAACUGCCACGAGUGCGACACCCCCCUGCGGAAGAGCAACUUCAGGGUACAGCUCUUUGAGGAUCCCGCUGUCGACAAGGAAGUGGACAUUCGGAAGAAAGUGCUGAAAAUAUACAAUAAAAGAGAGGAUGACUUUCCCAGUCUAAGUGAAUAUAAUGAUUUCCUGGAAGAAAUAGAAGAAAUUGUAUUUAACUUGACCAACAAUGUGGAUUUGGAGAACACCAAAAGGAAAAUGGAGCUGUACCAGAAGGAUAACAAAGAAGUCAUUCAGAAAAAUAAGAUAAAACUGACUCGGGAACAGGAAGAGUUGGAGGAAGCUUUAGAGGUGGAGCGACAGGAAACGGAACAGAGGCGACUGCUCAUACAGAAGGAAGAACAACUACAACAGAUAAUGAAAAGGAAGAAUAAGCAGGCACUCUUGGAUGAACUGGAGAGCUCCAGUCUUCCUGCUUCGCUACUUUUAGCUCAGCAUAAGGACAGAUCUGCUCAGCCAGAAAUGCAACUGGAAAAACCCAAACCUGUCAAACCAGUCACGUUUUCCACUGGCAUCAAAAUGGGCCAGCAUAUUUCACUAGCUCCCAUUCAAAAGCUAGAGGAAGCUUUGUACGAGUAUCAGCCUCUGCAAGUGGAGACAUAUGGACCACAAGUUCCAGAGCUUGAAAUGCUGGGAAGGCUGGGGUACCUCAACCAUGUGCGAGCCGUUUCUCCGCAGGAUCUCGCUGGGGGCUACACUUCUUCUCUGGCUUGUCACCGCGCCUUACAGGAUGCUUUCAGUGGCCUUUUCUGGUACCCCAGCUAACAUCAGCCCGGGACCAAGGGACGCCCAACAGGAGGGGAGAGCAAGUCAAGCCGGCAAAGGUUGGGUAGAUUUGCUGCCAUCUGCUCCGCAGCUAAGCUCCAGUCACUUGUCUGUGUCAAAGCAGCUGUGUUUAAGUGUUAAAGGAAAAAAAAAAACACACACACACACAAAAAACCCAAAAAAAACCAAACCAAACCCAUCUGCACCAGAGUUUUGUGAAAUGGUAGAUGGGUUUCUGUGGAGGGGGAAACUCGUUAGCCAUGUGGCACUUUGCUGAGGGAGGCUGAAGCAAUAAGCCACAUCUAAUGGAAGAUGUGAAUAACUCAGCUGUAUAUGUUUGAGGUCUAAAGAAAUACACUUGUAAAUUUUUUUUAAAUAAAGCCAGACUUUUUUAUUGAAGUUUGUGGUUUUGCUCUCAUUGCAGGCUUUUAUUUGCACAAGCAUUUAAAUGCCAUUUUGAUUAUAACAUUUAGUGUCAAUAUUCAAGCCUGCAUUUUCUUCCCAUAAAACUAGUUUCCCCAGUUCACACAAGUGGGUUUUUCCUCCUGCCAGCUGGAUGAGCUGAGAAACCCUGGAACUCUGCUGACACAACUCUUAUGCAGGGUCCUUCCUGGUGUCACUUGGUUCUUACCUUUGUCUGGAAAACAAAUCUUUAGCUCAAAAUCUUUCAACUUUGCUCCUGUUGAAGCGAUCUAAGAAGCCUCGAUACAAGUCUCGGUCAUUAAAGUAGUCAAAAUUGGCUCAGUUUGGUUUUCUCUCCUGUUUAGCUCUGUUUGCAACUUCGCUGUCGCACUUUCAGGAGGUUCCUUAGGCAGGACCAUCCCUUUGUCUGGCUUUUGGGACGACCCUUUCCGUUUAAUCUGCUGCUUUUCCAUAUUCCUUCCCUUCUCCUUGUGGUGGGAGGUAGACUGAUUGCAGCAGAGAUGGGCUUCCUGGGGCAGGAUCGCUCUUUGCUGUGAGUGUCUGUAAACUGCAGGAGUCUGGAAACUGCCCGGGACAGGCAGAACCUCUGGAGGAAAGCCUGGACCACGUUUUAUGGGUCACCCGUUAACUGUUGCUGAAUACUGCUCCGAGGAGCGCGCUGAAUGGAUGUAUUUUUUCGCUGCAUUGUAAUAAAGAGAAGAAUAAGCUUUC
Calidris pugnax (ruff) is the source of this 2084-nucleotide messenger RNA. It is a transcript of the gene MNAT1, whose product is annotated as MNAT CDK-activating kinase assembly factor 1. The transcript has 8 exons. The coding region runs from base 21 to 950 and encodes 309 amino acids. Gene Ontology annotation, biological process: nucleotide-excision repair; regulation of transcription by RNA polymerase II; positive regulation of cyclin-dependent protein serine/threonine kinase activity. The record is from RefSeq and is a predicted model, not a curated record. Gene Ontology annotation, molecular function: cyclin-dependent protein serine/threonine kinase activator activity. Lineage: Eukaryota; Metazoa; Chordata; Aves; Charadriiformes; Scolopacidae. Gene Ontology annotation, cellular component: transcription factor TFIIH holo complex.